GUUGUUGCAGACACAUUGUUACAAAACAGAGGACAAAACCACCAUGCACUUAAGGUCACUCCUGGAUUACGCCUUCAAGACUACAGCAUCCAGGCAGCUGUGACCCAUCUUCAGAUUGUUCUUAAUGUAGUUGAACGGGAGUCGUUGACCCAGUGUCUGGCAAUGUUGAUGAGAUCCCCAACUCAAAUGCAGCAAGCUUAUUUACCAGCAAUGCCACAAGAUGAUCGUAUGGAAGCAAGAGCAGCUCUUCAUCAAGCGUCAACAGAUCAGAACUUAACUUGGUACCAAUGUCCAAGUGGUCAUCUAUACACCAUAGGAGAUUGCGGCAGACCGUAUGCAACAGGACGAUGUCCGGAGUGCAAUGCGCAGAUUGGAGGAGAACAACAUCGAGCUCAUUCUGGGAACACGCCAGCAAACAUGAUUGAUACAACGUCCACUGGUCAUGUACUUGGAAACCCACAGAUUCAACAGGGCAACCAGAUUGUGUGUGAACGAACAAUGAACUGCAUGGCAACUGCUGUUGUCCGGUUCUUGUUGCAUGCUAGCAUGCUGCUAGGAACAGAAUGCCAACAGGGACCACAGCCAAUCAUCAAUAUAAUCAAACCAGCUCCACUUAAUGUGCUUGAGUUUCUAUGGCAACAUUUGCAUAAUGAUGUAAGGUUGUUGUCGAUAGCAACAGGCAAGAACAGGGAUGAUUGCAUCUUCAUCCUUCACAAAGUUAUUGACAACAUUUUGCACAAAAGAGUCCCAGCACACUUUCAAUCUGGCUUUCAACAACUGUUGUCAUCGAAGCAAUGUCGAAAAAAAUGGGAGGAAAAUUUUACAGCUGCGUACAUCACACCUCUGCUCCAGGGACUUAAUGAAAUGAUCGACCAAUCAAACCAGACUCUGGUCUCUGACAAACGUCUCAGCGAUGAUCCUCUGAUGCGACUGCUGCACACGUCGAAUGUUGUGAAGCCUGAGGACCUUGGUCAGCUGGUGGAGACAUCACACGUAUGGCAGUACCGUAGUCGUAUCACCAUUCAGUGCAUCCAUCAAGCUUUGGCAAAUGAAGAAGAUGGCGCUUCACUGCAAGUCCUCAGACUGUUUAUGGAAAAG
Messenger RNA from Anneissia japonica, 1098 nucleotides. Its product is annotated as E3 ubiquitin-protein ligase rnf213-alpha-like. Gene Ontology annotation, molecular function: ubiquitin-protein transferase activity; ATP hydrolysis activity. The transcript has 8 exons. Lineage: Eukaryota; Metazoa; Echinodermata; Crinoidea; Comatulida; Comatulidae. The record is from RefSeq and is a predicted model, not a curated record. The annotation marks the transcript as partial.